AUGGCGGUGGCGGCGCCAUCCUUCCCCGGGAUGGUGCAAUGGUGGGAGGAGUGGCAGCUCCGCGUGCUCGCUCUCACCAGCCUCUUCCUCCAGCUCUUCCUCCUCGUCUCGGCCACGUUCCGCAAGUACCGCGUCCCGGCGCUCCUCCGGUCAUGCAUCUGGCUGGCCUACCUCGGCGGCGACGCGCUGGCGAUCUACGCCCUCGCCACCGUCUUCAACCGGCACAGGCAAACGGCCAGCACAGAUCAUGGCUCCGUGCUGGAGGUGAUGUGGGUGCCCGUCUUCCUCGUCCACCUCGGCGGCCAGGACAGCAUAACCGCGUACAACAUCGAGGACAACGAGCUGUGGGCGCGGCACGCCGUGGCCAUGUCGUCCGAGGCGGCGGUGGCCGUCUACGUGUUCUGGAGGUCAUGGUCCGGCGGCCAGGUGCCGGAGAGCUCCCCGGCGCUGUUGCUGUUCGCCGCUGGGUUCCUCAAGCUAGGCGAGCGGCUGUGGGCUCUCCGGCGAGCCAGCUUUACCAGGCUAGCCGCCGUGAGCGGCUACGUACAGAGCCAGGCUACUGGUGACCAUGUCCCUAGGCCCAAAGACAAUUACGUGUUCCAUGUCCAUCCGCUGAUCGAACCCGAGCUCCAAGAUGUGCUCAUGGAGCUCUUCGUCGACUUCCCUGCACCCUAUCCUCGCCGCCUUGCCUACCUCAGGUCGUUCUUGGCGCUUGAGGACGACGACGCCUACGAGGAGCUCUGCGCCCUGCUAAAUCAGGCGUUCCAGUUCUUCUACACCAAGAAAGAGGCCGCUCGCAAGGACGGGUUUGACGGCAGCGAUGUCGUGGUGUCAUACGUCCUGCUCUGCUCGACGCUCGUGCUCGAGAUCUGCGCCCUGCUGUGGCUAGCCGAUUGGCGAUUCGUCACGUCGCGGAUCCAGCCGGAGAUGCAGCGCACGGUUGCGCAGUUCAACCUAAUCGGCUUCGCCACUCGUAGACGGUGGCCAACCAUGGUGGUGAUGCGGAUAGCGGCGUUGUUCAGAUGCAAAAAGUAUGUCAACCAGCACUGGUAUCUUGGGCAUCUUUCGUCAACCCCCAUAAUCAUAGAGUUCAUCGGCAAAGACUUGAAAUCUAGAUGGGUGGAUGAUCUAACCAACGCCGCCGCCUACCGGAGAUUCAAUGACCGGAGAGGCCAGUGGACUCUCCGGCGAGAGAGGUGCUACCAAGAGUUGGGAUGGAGCGUGACCGAGCUGCCGUUUGACGAGGCCGUCCUUGUCUGGCACAUCGCCACGGACAUCUACCUCGAUUGCAAUAAUGGCAUCGAAAAUCCACCGGCUACCGCCGAUGAGCGCGCCGCCGUGAAAUGCUCGCGUGAGAUAUCCAACUACAUGAUGUACCUGCUCUUGUUCCAACCGGACAUGCUAAUGCCCGGCACCCGACAGAGCCUGUUUGCUGUGGCCUGUCGCGAAAUCAAGCACGCGUUGAGGGACCAGAGGCAGCGGCUCGAUGAGAGGGGAGUUGCACGUUGGAUUUCUGAAAACCCAAAUGCUGCACAACCUGGAGACCAUCUCGCAGCUGCACGUAGGCUUGCCGAAGCGAUGAUGCAGAUGAACGAUGCAGGAAGGAUGUUGAAGGUUAUCAGUGGGGUGUGGGUGGAGAUGAUAUGCUACUCCGCGAGCAGAUGCAGGGGAUUCCUGCACGCCAAGAGCUUGGGUGCCGGCGGGGAGUUCCUCACUGUCGUCUGGCUCCUACUACAUAGAAUGGGCAUGGAGGUCUUGGCCGACAAGCUCCAGAAGCCGGAGAUUCCUCGACAUGUACAAAUUCUUCCUUAG
Molecule: messenger RNA, 1812 nt
Organism: Oryza sativa Japonica Group (Japanese rice)
Lineage: Eukaryota; Viridiplantae; Streptophyta; Magnoliopsida; Poales; Poaceae
Source: RefSeq, a predicted model, not a curated record